Molecule: messenger RNA, 1995 nt
Organism: Gracilinanus agilis (Agile Gracile Mouse Opossum)
Lineage: Eukaryota; Metazoa; Chordata; Mammalia; Didelphimorphia; Didelphidae
Product: solute carrier family 5 member 4-like
Exons: 15
Coding region: 10-1995 (661 amino acids)
Biological process (GO): transmembrane transport; sodium ion transport
Cellular component (GO): plasma membrane
Molecular function (GO): D-glucose:sodium symporter activity
Source: RefSeq, a predicted model, not a curated record
UCUGCCACCAUGGAUGUCACUGUGAGCCCCAAUGUUCCUGCUGGAACCCCCACACCUCCCCACCCAUCUGAUCGAAUCAAGAAUGCUGCAGACAUCUCUGUCAUUGUCAUCUAUUUCUUGGUGGUCUUGGCCGUGGGGAUAUGGGCUAUGCUGAAGACAAGUCGAGGAACAGUGGGAGGCUUUUUCCUGGCUGGCCGGGACAUGGCGUGGUGGCCAAUUGGUGCUUCUCUCUUUGCCAGUAACAUCGGCAGCAACAGUUUUGUGGGACUGGCUGGGACGGGUGCUGCCUCAGGAAUUGGUGUUACACUGAUAGAGACAAAUGGUUUGUUCUUGGUUCUGGUCCUAGGCUGGCUGUUUGUGCCCAUUUACAUCAAGGCUGGAGUGGUGACCAUGCCUGAGUAUCUGAUGAAAAGGUUUGGAGGAAAGAGGAUUCAGAUCUCCUUCUCCAUCCUUUCCCUGUUCUCCUGUGUGGCCAUGAAAAUCUCAGCAAACAUGUUUUCAGGAGCCAUAUUCAUCAAUCUGGCCCUUGGGCUGGACAUUUACCUGGCCAUCCUCAUCCUAUUGGUCAUCACAGCAUUCUUCACCAUGGCAGGUGGUCUGGCCUCUGUGAUUUAUACUGACACCCUGCAGACAGUCAUUAUGCUGGUUGGUUCUUUCAUUCUCACUGGCUAUGCUUUUGCAGAAAUAGGAGGGUACGAGGCCUUAACUGAGAAGUACAUGAAAGCCAUCCCAUCUGUCAUCACAGACGGAAAUGUAACUCUGAACCCAGAAUGCUACAUGCCCAAAGCAGACUCCUUCCACCUCUUCCAGGAUCCCAUCACUGGCGAACUCCCAUGGCCAGGAAUGCUCAUUGGAAUGAACCUCAUUUCUCUUUGGUACUGGUGUGCUGACCAGGUGAUUGUACAGCGCUGUCUCUCAGGGAAGAACCUGUCCCAUGUGAAGGGUGGCUGCAUCCUGUGUGGCUACCUGAAGGUACUGCCCUUCUUCCUCAUGGUGUUGCCUGGUAUGAUCAGCCGCGUUCUGUACCCAGAUGAGGUCACCUGUGUUGUGCCUUCUGAAUGUGAGAAACACUGUGGCAACAGUGUGGGCUGUACGAAUAUUGCCUAUCCAAAGCUGGUAUUGGAGCUCAUGCCAAAUGGACUUCGGGGACUGAUGUUAUCCACCAUGUUGGCAUCACUUAUGAGCUCCCUCACCUCCAUCUUCAAUAGUGCCAGCACACUAUUCACCAUUGACAUCUAUACCAAAAUCCGAAAGCAAGCAUCGGAGAGAGAGCUCUUGAUAGCAGGAAGGUUGUUCAUCAUUGUCCUGAUUGCCCUCAGCAUUGCUUGGGUCCCAAUAGUCCAGAUGGGUCAAAAUGGAGAACUUAUCCAGUAUGUAGGAUCCAUAUCAAGCUAUAUCGGGUCCCCCAUUGCGGCUGUCUUCCUGCUUGCUGUCUUCUACAAAAGAGUUAAUGAGAAGGGGGCUUUCUGGGGACUGAUAUUUGGACUUGUGGUUGGCCUGACUCGUAUGAUUGCUGAGUUUGCCUAUGGGACAGGCACCUGCAUGGAGCCCAGCAAGUGUCCCAAGAUCAUCUGUGGGUGGCAUUACUCCUAUUUUGCCAUCAUCCUCUUCACAUUGACUGUCUUGGUUAUACUUGGUGUCUCUCUAAUGACAAAACCUAUUCCUGAUGUACAUCUGCAUCGCCUUUGCUGGGCUCUUCGCAAUAGCCAAGAAGAACGCAUCGACCUGAAUCCUGAGCAAUAUGGACAGCAGGAAGCUGGAGAGCAGGUGGAAGAAGAUGACCCUGAGGACUCACCAGGGUGUUUCAAGAGGACCUGGAAUGCAUUCUGUGGCCUGGAGUCAAAGAAAGGCCCCAAACUGACCGAGGAAGAAGAAGCUGUCCUGAAGAAGAAGCUGACAGACACAUCAGAAAUUCCUUUCUGGAGAAACAUUGUGAAUGUCAAUGCCAUCCUGGUCAUGGCUGUGGGCAUCUUCUUCUAUGGUUAUUUUGCCUGA